AUGACGUGUUUCGAGGACUCUAAAAAGAAGAUGGCAGUGUGUUAUUUAGACAAAGACGCGGCAGAAUGGUGGGAGAGUAGGGAUCACCAAGUAGGACAUCUGGUCACCACUUGGGCGGCAUUCAAAAAAGAAUUUGAAUGCAAGUAUUUCACUUCGGAGUCCAAGCGAAGGCUUCAACGUCAGUUUGCUAACCUAGUACAAGGAGACAAGACAGUUAGAGGAUAUGAAUCUGAGUUCAUGCGACUGCGACGACACGUGCUGCGAGGACCAGAUGAUGAAGAAACCAUGAUAUCUAACUUUAUGUUUGGUCUGAAACCAGAUUUGGAAAAUAGACUGGCAGUCGGGAACUACGAGAGUCUCACCGAGCUAGUGGAAAAGACUGUGAAUGUGGAGAUCGGAUCGGAAGCUGAAAAGGCGGCAAGUAAGAAAUCCAAGCAGCAUCAAGCAGGGAAGUAUGGUGGAAACCAAAGAUCUUUUAAGGGUAAAGAUAAGGAAAAGGAAUCAGAAGGGCCAAGUCGACGAUCUUUGUUCACAGGAAAAUGCUUUGACUGUGGCAAGACAGGCCAUAAGUCCACUACGCCAAUCACUGUCCAUCAUCCUACAACUCCACCUGCAAUCGCACCAGCGCCAAAAAGGCAAGCAAUAGGAGGUGGAGUUUACGCUUUAGAACUAGAGGAUACUAAACCUCCAGCCCCAUCUAAGGGUCCCAUCACAGGAACUUUACAUGUUGCGGGGCAUCCCACACAUGUAUUGUUCGACUCAGGGGAAACACAUAGCUUUGUGGCCCCUGAGGUAGCUGCCGAGUUUGUGGGUUCAUUUGUGAUUGACAGGGUGGAUGUGGCUGUGAUGACUCCCGGAGACCAAACCCUCCAAGCAAAAGAAUGCCUCAGAAGAGUUCCGUUAGUCAUUUGCGAGAAGAUGUUCUUGGCAGAUUUGUUGGUGGUGCCCUUAAAAGGAUAUGAAGUUAUCUUGGGCAUGGAUUGGUUAUCAGGCUACCGGGCACAAUUAGAUUGUGGAAAAGGUCGUAUUUUGUUCAAGGAGAACGGGCAACGACAAAUAGGGUUUUACGGGAUCAGUCCAAGCAAGUCUGUGUCUUUAGUAGCUGCCUUGAGAGUGGAAGAUUUGCUUAAGGAUGGAGAAGCGUAUCUGGUAACAAUAACUGCUAGUGAAGGGCCCACUAGCAACGGAGUUGAAAUUACGGAUAUUGCGGUAGUACAAGAGUUCAAGGAUGUGUUUGAAACGUUGAAAGAGUUACCUCCACCUCAGAGUAACCCUUUCACAAUUAACUUGGAACCUGAAGCGAUGCCGAUAACAAAGGCUCCCUACGACAUGGCACCUGCGGAGUUUGCAGAGUUGAAGAAACAACUUGAAGAUAUAAUGGAGAAAGGUUUCAUAAGACCUAGCUCUUCACCAUGGGGAGCUCCGGUCUUAUUUGUCAAGAAGAAGGAUGGUAGCAUGCGGCUUUGCAUUGAUUAUCGAAGAAUCAACAAUAUCACCAUCAAAGAUAAGUAUCCCCUUCCAAGGAUAGACGAGUUGUUGGAUCAGCUAAGGGGAGGAAGUUGGUUUUCAAAGAUCGACUUGGCGUUGGGCUAUCAUCAGAUUCCAAUUUCAGAAGAGGUAGAGCACAAAGCACACUUGAAGCUAGUGUUGGAACGGUUAAGAAACCAGAAGCUGUAUGCCAAGUUCAGCAAGUGUUCUUUCUGGAAAAAAGAGAUCGGGUUCUUAGGGCACCAAGUGUCUGGAGAAGGAGUUUCUGUAGAUUCAGAAAAGGUGAAAUUCAUCGAGGAAUGGCAAAGGCCAUCAACGGUAACCGAGGGAAAAGAAACGGAUGAAGCAUUUCAGAGACUGAAGAAAGCUUUGACCACAACACCGAUAUUGGCAUUACCUGAACAAGGUAAACCUUACACUCUGUACGCAGAUGCUUCUAGGGUUGGGUUGGGUUGUGUGUUGAUGCAAGAAGGCAAAGUCAUUGCUUAUGCAUCAAGGCAGCUCAGGAAGCAAGAAGAUAACUACCCAACACACGACUUAGAAAUGGCGGCAGUGGUGUUUGCGUUAAGGAUUUGGAGAUCCUACUUAUAUGGAGAAGUCGUGGAAGUAUUCACAUAUCAUAAGAGUCUCAAGUAUUUGUUUACACAACCUGAUCUGAACCUCCAACAAAGGCGAUGGAUGGAGUUUGUGGUGGAUUACGACCUGAAGAUUCAAUAUCAUCCAAGCAAAGCUAAUGUGGUCGCAAAUGCACUAAGUUGUAGAAAGUUAGCGUCCGAUGUUGGAAAGGAAGUGGAAGCAUUAUCAAGUGAACUCAAGUUGAUGGCUUUAUGGGCAAUUGAAGGGGACCCAAGUGAGCCUUUAGGCAUACGUACCGUAAACCAGGCAGGUUUAUUCGCACGGAUCAGACAGGAGCAACAACGUGAUGAGAAGUUAAAAGGAAUCAUCACAGAAGUUAAAAAUCAAGAAGCUCCAAACGCAAGUGGCUAUCAUGUGGCAGCAGAUGAUACAUUAUUACUUAAUGGGAGGAUAUCAGUACCACAGCGAGAAGGGAUACGAGAUGAGAUUUUGAAGUCGGCGCAUCACUAG
Messenger RNA from Brassica napus (rape), 2574 nucleotides. RefSeq lists its product as uncharacterized. NCBI's taxonomy places the organism in Eukaryota, Viridiplantae, Streptophyta, Magnoliopsida, Brassicales, Brassicaceae. The transcript is spliced from 5 exons. Bases 1 to 2574 code for a protein of 857 amino acids. The record is from RefSeq and is a predicted model, not a curated record.